Molecule: messenger RNA, 2110 nt
Organism: Hypomesus transpacificus
Lineage: Eukaryota; Metazoa; Chordata; Actinopteri; Osmeriformes; Osmeridae
Gene: zdhhc6
Product: zinc finger DHHC-type palmitoyltransferase 6
Exons: 11
Coding region: 324-1565 (413 amino acids)
Biological process (GO): protein palmitoylation
Cellular component (GO): Golgi apparatus
Molecular function (GO): palmitoyltransferase activity; protein binding
Source: RefSeq, a predicted model, not a curated record
GUUGUAACACAUUCAGGAAGUAUCAAUCGAAGGGUGUAAGAAAAGGAAGUGGCAGGAUGAUGGGCAACAUGUGUCUUUCAAACGGAUAGUGCAAGAGAAGCAAGAUGGCGCGUUUUGUUAAUGCAAGGACCUCUUGGACUGGGAAAGCCUCUGUGACCCAGUUGUUUGCUGGGUGUUCAGAAGACCGGAGGAAAUAUGCUUACUGUUAUUGUUGACUUUUUUAGGAUAGCAGUAAAGAGCACGGUAUCCAAGUUCUGUGUGUGCUGUAUUCAAAUAACUCACAAACGCCUUUCCAAAACCCUAAAAACACUGAACUUUAAACCAUGAACUUUCUGUCAGCUUUAGUGACAUUUGAAAACCUCCAUGAGGUUCGGAGGUUGUGUCACUGGGGCCCAGUCAUAGCUCUGACAGUCAUUGCCAUAUGUUCUUCAAUGGCGAUAUUGGACUCAGUUAUCUGGUAUUGGCCACUGGACACUACAGGAGGCAGUGUCAACUUUAUCAUGCUUAUCAAUUGGACUGUCCUCAUCCUUUACAACUACUUCAACGCCAUGUUUGUUGGCCCUGGAUACAUACCGCUGGGAUGGAAACCAGAAAAACAACAGGACACCCAAUAUUUACAGUUCUGCAGACUGUGCCAAGGCUACAAGUCCCCAAGAUCCCACCACUGCCGCAAGUGCAACAGGUGUGUGAUGAAGAUGGACCACCACUGUCCAUGGAUAAACAACUGCUGCGGUCACCAGAACCAUGCCUACUUCACCAGCUUCCUGUUAUUAGCGCCUUUAGGCUGUUCUCAUGCCGCAAUCAUUUUCAUCAUGACCAUGUACACACAGCUUUACGAGAGAAUUUCUUUUGGCUGGAGCACUGUAAAGAUUGACAUGAGCGCCGUCAGAAGUUUUCAACCCAUCAUGCCAUUCAGUGUGCCUGCCUUUGCCGCCACUCUCUUUGCCUUAGGGUUGGCACUGGGCACAACCAUUGCUGUUGGCAUGUUGUUCGUAAUACAGAUAAAAGUCAUCCUUCGAAACAAGACCUCGAUCGAGGCCUGGAUUGAGGAAAAGGCUAAAGACCGAAUCCAAUACUACCAAACCGGAGAGGAGUUCAUCUUUCCCUAUGACCUUGGGAGCCGCUGGGAGAACUUCAGACAGGUGUUCACCUGGUCAGGGAUGCCUGAGGGCAGCGGUAUCGACUGGCCCGUCCACAAGAAGUGUCACCAGCACACCUUAACAAUCGAGCAACUGAAGCAGAAAGCUGAUAAGAGGGUGAGAAGUCAGGUCCAGUACAGGGUAGUGGAGGACUACAAUGGGGCCUGUUGCCCACUGAGCAAGGGGAUCAACACCUUCUUUAGGACUCCAUGUACAGAGGAGCCCCGGAUCCCCCUCAGCAAGGGGGAGACCAUUCUUGCAACCCGGGGCACCAAAUGGUGGAUGUACGGAGACAAAGUCCUGGACGAGAAACAAACAAAGGCUGGAGCUCGCAUGAGGGGAUGGUUUCCAAGGAGAUGUGUUGAGAAGUGCCAUUACGACACGGCAACCACUGAAACCACUAGCGAAGAAAAGAAAGUGAAUUAAUGUAUUGCAGUCUGAACAUGGAGCAUGUUUCAAAGUAAACCCCUGGAGAAAAGAGGCAGAUGGUGUUUUGUCUUCUGGGUGUGGCCUCCUCUGCUAUUAAAAGGAUAAGUCAACAUUUCUGUUUGCUUUUACUAGCUAGACUAAACCAACCCUGUUGAUUCCCUUAAAUGUCUCUAGAUAUCUAAAGUAGACAGGAUUUUGCAAUGCUAAUUUGAACAAUUUGACUAAUUUCUUUUUCUCUAGAAAUCCCCCAAAUACUGAAAUGGGUACAUCAGGAUGAAUCACCUGGGGCCUCAUGUAUAAACGUUGCGUACGCACAAAAAGCUUGUGCACGAUGGUUUUCACGCACACUUUGUGAUGUAUAAAGAUUUACUUGACGUGAGAAUGUGCCGGCCGUCACGGAAACUUUUGAGCAGACGUGAGAAUGUGCGGACCGUCCGCAAAGUCUUGUCUGGCUCUGUAACAUGGCGAAUUCUAACUGAAAAGUGUCGAGACUCACCAAACAUUACAAAAUAACGUUUCCACUUGUACGUUUAUGACGUUGA